Mya arenaria is the source of this 786-nucleotide messenger RNA. Its product is annotated as carbonyl reductase [NADPH] 2-like. Lineage: Eukaryota; Metazoa; Mollusca; Bivalvia; Myida; Myidae. Bases 1 to 786 code for a protein of 261 amino acids. The record is from RefSeq and is a predicted model, not a curated record. Gene Ontology annotation, molecular function: carbonyl reductase (NADPH) activity; L-xylulose reductase (NADPH) activity. Gene Ontology annotation, biological process: glucose metabolic process; xylulose metabolic process. The transcript has a single exon.
AUGUCUUUAAACCUAUCCGGAAAGUCAUUCCUGGUGACAGGAGCGGGCCGCGGACUGGGGCGUUCCGUUGCCGCCACCCUUCAUUCCCACGGUUGUAAGGUGUACGCCUUAAGCCGGUCACCGGAACCUUUAGAGUCAUUGGUGAGGGAACACCCGGGAAUCAUACCGAUAAAAGGUGAUAUUGCAAAUAUCGAGGAUAUCAGUGAGAAAUUGAAGGACAUAGAAGCGUUGGAUGGUUUGGUGAACAAUGCUGCAACGUUAAGGACUACCCCAGUGUGUGCAAUAGAUUGUACGCGCGAUUUCAUGGCCUCUAUUAUGGACGUGAAUGUUUAUGGGACUAUAAAUAUAAUGCAGAUCGUGGCAAGAAAGAUGAUUGAGGCAGGAAAGAGCGGUUCUAUUGUGAAUGUGUCCAGUAUAUGGUCACUUCAGGCAACACCUCAGAUUAUGGCCUACACUAUAUCCAAGGCGGCACUGGACAUGGUAACCAAACAGUUUGCUCUAGAGCUUGCACCGCACAACAUCAGAGUCAAUUCCAUCAAUCCAACUCAUAUAGUACCGGAAGUCGAUCAACCUUUUGAUAAAGACCGAGAGUCGCGGUAUGCAUCUUACUUCCAGUCACAAACUCCGGGCCGACGACUGUGUGGCACAAGUGAAGUGGUGUCGCCAAUAAUGUAUUUGCUCAGUGACCUGUCCACUAUGGUUUCCGGGACUGUAAAUGUUGUAGACGGCGCUAUGCUGUCUUCAUUUAGUUCAGCUUCCACGUUUAAUGAUAUAUUUAAUACUUAA